GCGGCUCAUGCUGCGGCGGGAGUUCGAGGAGGCCGCGGCCCUGGCCGUCGAGGAGGAAGCGGAGGCGCUGCGCCGCACUCCGGAGGAGCAGCUGGCCGGCUGCCUGGCGCUUGCUCGGGCGGCACGCGUGCCGCAGGAGAGGCCCGACGAGAGGCAGCCCCUGGCGGUUCCCGCGAGGAGCUGGCAGGAGCAGAGGGCGCGCUGCGAGGAGCUCUCCAGGGUGGCCGAGGCCGCCGCGGGGGCCCCGCCCCGAGCUGCUCGGCCGGCCGGCCGGCCGGCGAGCAUGGGGCCGCCUGCCACGGUGACGUACGCGGACGGCGAGCAGGAGACGUGGCCGCUCGACGCGCCCCUCCUCGGCGCCGCCCGCGAGCGCGCGCGCGCGGCCCGCGCCGCCCCGCUGCUCCCCGGGGGGGCGGCGCCCGCGCCCGCGUGGCAGCGGCCAGACUUCCUGUUCGAGGGCCUGCGGGCAUUCCCCGACACCGUGCGGGCGCUGGAGGCGGCGGUGGUCCAGCUGCUCGCCGCGGCCGAGGGCGAAGGCGAGCAGCGGGCCGCGCGCCCUCGCUGGGAGCCGCAGCGGGAGGGGCUGCACACCGGGACCUGGCAGAAGUUGGACUGUGGGCGCUCGGGGCCCGCGUGGAGGGCAACUGCGCCGCGGCGCCCCGGGCGGCCGCCGCCGUCGACGGGCUCCCCUGCGCCAUGCGCGAGCCCCCGGGCCGCGCCGCGCUGUCGCUGA
Molecule: messenger RNA, 733 nt
Organism: Prorocentrum cordatum
Lineage: Eukaryota; Dinophyceae; Prorocentrales; Prorocentraceae
Source: the annotation of a GenBank genome assembly